AUGCACACUGUAUUCAUCGCACUCAUAUGCUUUUUACCAUACAUUACAGCUCACCAUUCAACAAUAUUACACUCAAAAUAUCGUUGGCUACGAUUACCAGCAACUCCUAAACUUCCUUAUCCUUGUAUUGGUAAAUAUGCUACGAUCAAUAGUCUUCAAAUAUGGUACACAAUCUGCGGUCCAAAAGAUGCUGAACCGAUCCUUUUUCUUAAUGGUGGCUUAGUUACUAGUGAUUAUUGGGGAUUUCAAGUUCAAGAGCUUAAAUCAUUUUAUCGAUGCGUAUUGAUGGAUUCUCGAGGACAAGGUCGAAGUUUUCCAGUACCAACUAAUAUUACAUAUGAUCUAAUGAUGUCUGAUGUUAUCGCUUUUCUGAAUUAUCUUAACAUUAAACGAGUACAUUUGGUUGGAUGGACUGAUGGAGCAAUGAUUGGUCUUAAUUUAGCAAUGAAUCAUCCAAAUAGAUUGCUAUCAUUGUUUGCAUUCGCAGCAAAUUAUGUUCCUAGUGGUUUAAAAGAUACUUCCACCUCGCUUGUUUUCAAUAUCUUCUUAGAACGCGUUCAAGCUGAGUACGGAGCAAUAAAUCAAGCCAGUGGCUAUUCGAAUUUGUUGAAUAUUUUAACAGUCAUGUGGGCUACACUUCCAACUUGGACUCAACAAGAUUUUCAAAGAAUUUCUGAAACUUUGCCCAUUUGGAUAGUAGAUGCUGACCACAGCGAAGUUAACUUUCGAAGUCAACCAAAUGACAUGUUUAGUUGGAUUCCACAAUCAAGUGAAUUGAUCUUACCGGGAACGAGUCACUUUGCAUUUAUGCAGGAUCCCGUAGGUUUCACUACAAUGGUGAAACGUUUUCUGGCUGAGGUCCAUUGUCCAGGUUGUCCUUAG
This is a messenger RNA of Rotaria sp. Silwood1, 882 nucleotides long. Lineage: Eukaryota; Metazoa; Rotifera; Eurotatoria; Philodinida; Philodinidae. The record is from the annotation of a GenBank genome assembly.